GCUGAAUCUCUCUCUCUCUCUCUCUCUAUAUAUAUAUAUAUCUACAUACAACUAUAUAUAUAUGUAUAUAUAUAUGUAAACUCAUAUUGUGGGAGGAGAUGAAAGGGUUAAUUUUCUGCACAAACCUCAACUUUCAAGGCCUCAUGUUGUCAUCAAUCAACACUCUUCAAUCUUAAUAACAUCAAAAAAAAAAAAAAAACAUUUGGUGUUAUGGCGGCGGCGCUACCUCAGAUCCCGACGGCGCGAGACGGAGGCGUCGGCGGCCUCCGCCGCUCCUUCUCGACCAAGGACCUGCAGCGACGCGGCAUGAUGCGGCGGUCGUAUUCCGACAACCACAUCAGAGCGUCGCUGCAGGUGCAGCCGAACCUGAAGAGCAGCCGCUCCCACAGCGGCCUCUUCAACAUCCAGCUGUCUCCGGGAGCGAUGAUCCCGGAGACGCUGAAGUCGUUCCUCUUCGAUCCAGAGGAGACGGAUUUGAAGAGGAUCGACGAUCACGAUCACGAUCACUACGGUGAUCGUGAUCGUGAUGAGAUGGAGAUCAAGAAGAGGGGCAAUUGGAUCGAGAUGAUCGUGGAGCUCAGGAAUAAGUGGAAGGGGAAUAAAAACGACGACGUCGAGAGCUACGUCGACGUCGGCGAGGGCUGCGAAGUCGAAUACGACGACGACGACGACGACGAAGGCGGAGGCGAAACGGCCGUCGAUAAGGAGACGUUUUCGUCUCUGCUGAGGCACGUUUCGUGGUCGGAUACGAAGAUGUUCGCGCAGCUUGCAUUCCUGUGCAACAUGGCGUAUGUGAUCCCAGACAUGAAGAGGGAGGAUUUGAGGCGGCAUUACGGGCUCGAGUUCGUGACGUCGUCUCUGGAGAAGAAGGCGGCGGCGGCGGCGAUCAGAGACAAAGUCGAGCCGGAUUCGGUGCGAGCGGAAUCGUCGACGUCGUCGGCGGAGGUUGCGUCGUGUUCGUCGUCGGCAGCUUACGAGAUCGCGGCGACGGCCGCGUCGUACGUCCAGUCGCGGGCGAAGCACCUCAUCGCGCUGGGCUCGGAGCCGCAGCUCGGCGAGGAUGGGUCGGUGGAGGAAGCGGCGGAGGAGAACGAGCCGAGGAACCACAAGUCCGAGAGGGCGGCGUGCGUGGCCGCGUCGACCAUGACGGCGCUGGUGGCCGCGGGGGAGAAGGAGAAGGAGAAGGCGGCGAGGGACCUUCAGUCGCUCCACUCCGCCCCGUGCGAGUGGUUCGUGUGCGAUGAUCUCGACAUAUACACUCGCUCCUUCGUCAUCCAGGGAUCAGACUCAUUGGCAUCCUGGCAGGCGAAUCUCUUCUUCGAACCAACUAAAUUUGAGGGAACAAAUGUGUUGGUUCAUAGAGGAAUCUAUGAAGCAGCGAAGGGGAUAUAUGAUCAAUUCAUGCCGGAGAUCAAAGAGCAUAUAAACAGAUUCGGGGAGCGGGCGAGGUUCCGGUUCACGGGGCAUUCGCUAGGCGGCAGCCUCGCGCUUCUCGUGAACUUGAUGCUCCUCACGAGGAAGGAAGUGAAGCUCCGGAAUCUCCUCCCGGUGGUGACAUUCGGGUCCCCGUUCGUGUUCUGUGGCGGACACAAGAUCCUCGAGCAAUUAGGUCUCGACGAGAGCCACGUCCGUUGCGUGAUGAUGCAUAGGGACAUCGUCCCGAGGGCCUUCUCCUGCAACUACCCCAACUACGUGGCGCAGCUGCUCAAGCGUCUCAGUGGCACGUUCCGUUCCCAUCCGUGUCUCAACAAGAAUAAAGUGUUGUAUACUCCCAUUGGGAAGGUCUUCAUCCUGCAGCCACACGAGAAGUCGUCUCCGGCCCACCCGUUGCUUCCAGCGGGCAGCGCCCUCUACGAGCUGCAGAAUGGCAGCGCCUCCCUAACCAAGCGCGCGUUUAGGGAGUUCCUUAACUCGCCUCACCCCCUCGAGACGUUGAGCGACCCCACCGCUUACGGCUCCGAGGGCACGAUCCUGCGGGACCACGACUCGAGCAACUACUUGAAGGCCGUGCACGAAGUGAUAAGGCAGCAUUCGAGGGCCUUCGUGAGGGAAGCCAGGAAAGAGAGGAACCAAAUGUGGCCACUCUUGACUUCAAGAUCACCACAUGCUUGGCGCCACACUUGUGAAAUAGAUGAAAAAGUAUUAACUCGAGUUUGAGAUAUACUACUCGAUGUUGAUGUAAACUUGUGUAUUUGUAAGUUUCAUGUAAAUAAAAAUCCACAGAAACUUGCUUGCCA
Molecule: messenger RNA, 2237 nt
Organism: Salvia miltiorrhiza (redroot sage)
Lineage: Eukaryota; Viridiplantae; Streptophyta; Magnoliopsida; Lamiales; Lamiaceae
Product: phospholipase A1 PLIP1, chloroplastic
Exons: 6
Coding region: 211-2157 (648 amino acids)
Biological process (GO): lipid metabolic process
Molecular function (GO): glycerophospholipid phospholipase A1 activity
Source: RefSeq, a predicted model, not a curated record